Molecule: messenger RNA, 387 nt
Organism: Emiliania huxleyi CCMP1516
Lineage: Eukaryota; Haptophyta; Isochrysidales; Noelaerhabdaceae
Exons: 3
Coding region: 1-387 (128 amino acids)
Source: RefSeq, a predicted model, not a curated record
AUGGCGGUUCCGGACGGAGAGUGGGCGGUCGGCCCGUGGGACUGCUGCAGCGACCCGGGCGCGGGCUGCCUGGUGUGCUGCUGCGCCCCCUGCGCCCUCGGCCAGAUCAAGGAGAUGGUCACGACCGGAAACGCGUCGACUGGCUUCAUCGGCGACAUGGAGACCUGUUGCCUGUACUGGCUCGUCCAGGGUUGCACCGGAUGCGGGUUCCUCAUCUCCAUGGGCGUGCGGACCGAGCUCCGCAACAAAUACAAGCUCCCCGAGACGCCGUGCGGCGACUGCCUCUUCAACUGCUGCUGCGGCUGCUGCGCGAUCACCCAGGAGCUGAAGGAGGUCCGCACCCGGGUCGUCAACGGAGGCCCGGACUCGGUCGAGAUGGCCCGCUGA